AUGGUCGGAGGUAUCGUGGCCGCAGAAACACAGAGUGGAUUCACUCAUCUCCUUGACCCGAACAAGAAAUGGUUCAACAAUAAGCGCUUGAUAACCCUCAACGCCUGGAUUGUUCUCCUACUUAUCACAUCCUGUACCAAUGGAUACGAUGGAAGCAUGAUGAACAGUCUGCAAUCACUUCCUCAAUGGAAGGAUUACUUCAACCAUCCGUCACCGAGUCAGCUUGGUCUCUUAAACGCUAUUCAGGCAUGUCGAACUUUGACAUUCUUUAACAUUGGAUCUCUAGCAGCGUACCCGUUUGCACCCUACUUGUCUGACGGUAUCGGACGGCGCCGAACAGUGAUUUUUGGAGCAUCUAUAAUGUGUUUUGCAGCUAUCAUUCAAGCAGCUGCUCAAUCUGUCGGUAUGUUCAUCGGUGCCCGAUUCUUGAUCGGGUUUGGCUUGACAUUCGCUGCCAAUGCUGCACCUAUGCUAGUUUCGGAAAUUUCGUACCCUCCAUAUCGCGCUCCUCUAACAGCCGCGUAUAACUCAUUAUGGAACUUGGGAGCUAUCAUUGCGGCUUGGACGACCUUUGGUACAUUCAGGAUUGCUAGCACCUGGGCGUGGCGUACGCCUUCUGCACUUCAGGGAUUGCCAUCCGUGCUUCAAAUAUUUCUAGCAUGGUUUUUACCUGAAUCCCCACGAUGGCUGGUCAGUAAAGGCCGAGAUGAUCAAGCAUUAAAGACAUUGGCGUAUUAUCACGCCGAUGGUAACCCAAACGAUCCAUUAGUCCAAUAUGAGUUCAACGAGAUUAAAGCUGCCAUCGAGUUUGACAGGAAUGUCGUCGCAAAUGUGGGAUGGAAAUCCCUCUUCAGUACACCAGGAAACAGGAAGCGGAUGAGAAUCAUCGUCGCCAUCGCUGUCUUUUCGCAAUGGUCCGGAAACGGUAUCGCGUCGUAUUACCUCAACCAGAUCCUCACAGACAUCGAUAUCACCGAUCCAACUGUUCAGCUCCUCAUCAACGGGAUCCUCACAAUAUGGAGUCUCUUCUGGGCCCUGCUAGCAUCAGGACUGAUUGACAGACUAGGUCGCCGCUUUCUCUUCUUGAGUUCAACAAUUGGGGUACUCUUCGCCUGGAUUGCACAGACCGUGUCAUUUGCAGUAUUUUGGGAACACGGAAUACCAGCAGCUGCUCAUUCUUUGAUCGCUUUCAUUUUCCUGUUCAGCGCAUUUUAUGGCCUUGCAUUAUCACCGCUAAUCGUCGUAUACACCGUUGAAAUUCUGCCCUACCACCUUCGUGCUAAAGGGUUCACAGUCUUCAAUUUCACCAUAUCCCUUGCAUUGAUAUUCAACCAAUAUACCAAUCCUAUCGCUUUAGGCCGUCUCGCAUGGAAAUACUACAUCAUAUACUGCUGCUGGAUUGCAUUCGAAAUAGUUUUCCUAUACAUCUAUGUUGUCGAAACGAAAAAUCUUACACUGGAAGAAACAGCCGCGUUGUUCGAUGGGAAAGAAGCUAUUGAAGAGAUUACCGGGAAUGGCAGAAUUGACCUCACAGAAUCGGAGAAGGACGUGGCUCGAUAUACGGAAAUUGAAGAUAUCCGUCAAGAUUCAUCGAUCAAGGAGGCUUGA
Messenger RNA from Lentinula edodes (shiitake mushroom), 1608 nucleotides. Its product is annotated as general substrate transporter. Gene Ontology annotation, molecular function: carbohydrate:proton symporter activity. The transcript is spliced from 15 exons. Gene Ontology annotation, cellular component: membrane. Gene Ontology annotation, biological process: carbohydrate transport; transmembrane transport. NCBI's taxonomy places the organism in Eukaryota, Fungi, Basidiomycota, Agaricomycetes, Agaricales, Omphalotaceae. The record is from RefSeq and is a predicted model, not a curated record. Bases 1 to 1608 code for a protein of 535 amino acids.